This is a messenger RNA of Staurois parvus, 472 nucleotides long. The record is from the annotation of a GenBank genome assembly. Lineage: Eukaryota; Metazoa; Chordata; Amphibia; Anura; Ranidae.
AGCGUGCCGAUCGGCGGUGUGCUAAAGAGCCAAAGAUUUUGGCUCAGUCAUGUAAACAGCUGUGUCCAAUCACAGCUAAUCACAUGGGACAUGUACACUGAUCAUCAGAGCACUGAUGAUCAGUGUGCCCUGAUGAUCAGUGUAGCCCCAGCAGUGCAACCUGUCAGUGUCCAUCAGUGCCAUGUGUCAGUGCUCAUCCAUGCCACCUGUCAGUGCCCAUCAGUGCCACAUCAGUGCCACAUUUCAGUGCCUACCAGUGCACAUGAAUGCCACAUAUCAGUGGCCCUCUGAGCUGCCUUUCAGUGUCACCCAUCAGUGCCAGCCUGUGCCACCUAUCAAUGCCAGUCACUGCCACCUAUCAGUGCAGCCAAUCAGUGCCACCUAACAGUGCCAGUCAGUGCCACCUAACAUUGCCAGUCAGUGCCACCUAUCAGUGCCAGUCAGUGCCUCCUAUCAGUGCCACCUAUCAGUG